This is a messenger RNA of Cannabis sativa, 2478 nucleotides long. Its product is annotated as serine/threonine/tyrosine-protein kinase HT1. The transcript is spliced from 3 exons. Bases 944 to 2068 code for a protein of 374 amino acids. The record is from RefSeq and is a predicted model, not a curated record. Lineage: Eukaryota; Viridiplantae; Streptophyta; Magnoliopsida; Rosales; Cannabaceae. Gene Ontology annotation, molecular function: protein kinase activity; ATP binding. Gene Ontology annotation, biological process: protein phosphorylation.
GAUUCGCCGCUUUUCAUCUAGUUGUAUUGUAUGGUCCCGCGUAUGCAUGCCACUUGUAGUUGAGUUCUUCUAUUUUUCUUUCUUUUUUUUAUUUCAUAAUUUUGAGUACAAAAAAGAGUGGCAUUACCGUUAAAAGAUGAUGGGGGUACAAUGGAACCCAAAGUUUGUAAAGGAUAGAUAGAUAGCAUAAUAAUCUGUGAAGAAGCCUUUGCCACUGUGCCCACUUAGCAUUGAUGAUCCUAAAAGGAUCCUGGAACAGAAAUCAGUGGGAGCUGCAUAUGGCCAAGAAAAAAGUCACCUCUCUUCUCUCUCUCUCUCUCUCUCUCUCUCUCUCUCGUAAAAAAGGUUUUGCCUUUUUGAACCGAGCAAUCACGAGCCUCUCCUGAAAUCUCUUUCCUUUGAGUUCAUCUUUUUCUACUGCCAAACAACCUAAUCCUCCUGAUCCUAUCAGAAACACCAGCCCUGAAAAAACUCUCUCUUCUGCUCCCUUUAUUCAAGAAACUCUGGAUUUCCAUGGAUUCUGUUCCUUCGUUUUGCCUCCCUCGUUUCACGAAACCAUGAUCUCCAUCUGCAUGAGUUUUCUUCUAUUCGUCAUGAAGUUGUUCUUCAUCACUAACUGGUUUCUUCUGCUUUGAUACUCAAAAGGGCUGUUCUGCUUCUUAAUUAUAUGUAUUAUGACAUGAGAAAAUGUUAGUUUGGCUCUUCUUUCACCUAACUCUCGAUGGGUUUAAUCAGGUUCAGCGUAUGUUUCGUUAAAUUCAUGAAACCCCAUAUUUCUUUUCCAUUCUUCUUCGGAACCCAUGUUUUUGAAUCAGUUCAUGCACUUCCUGAAAUCGAUUCACACAUUCAGAAGGAGGGUUCCUUUUGAUUGUUUGGUUUUUGAUAAUAUUAUUAUAAGAUUCCCUUCCAAUAUUCUUUUGGCCUUUGAAGAGAGCAAGCUCUAAUGGCGUCCUCGUGUUUUCAUGCACUUCGUAUUAGAAAGUCAAAGAGCAAACCUUUACCAGUCCCUUCCUCCUCAAAAACCCAAGCAAGUUCAGAUAUGGAGACUUUGGAGAGAAAGAGAUUUGACAGCUUAGAGUCAUGGUCCAUGAUAUUGGAUUCAGAAAAUGUAGAAACUUGGGAGCCAUCAAAGGAGGACCAAGAGGAGGAGUGGACUGCUGAUCUUUCCCAACUCUUCAUUGGUAACAAAUUCGCUUCAGGAGCCCAUAGUAGAAUCUAUCGAGGAAUUUACAAGCAGAGAGCCGUUGCUGUGAAAAUGGUAAGGAUUCCAAACCAGAAUGAGGAAACAAGAACCUUACUUGAGCAGCAAUUUAAGUCUGAGGUCGCCUUCCUCUCACGUCUCUUUCAUCCAAACAUAGUGCAGUUUAUUGCAGCUUGUAGAAAACCCCCUGUGUACUGUAUUAUAACAGAAUACAUGUCACAAGGAACACUGAGGAUGUACCUGAACAAGAAGGAGCCUUAUUCACUCUCAACAGAAACAAUUCUAAGGUUAGCUCUUGACAUAUCUCGAGGAAUGGAGUACCUUCACUCUCAAGGUGUAAUCCACAGGGACUUAAAAUCAAAUAAUUUACUUCUAAAUGAUGAUAUGAGAGUUAAGGUGGCAGAUUUUGGUACUUCAUGUCUAGAAACACAGUGUCAGGAGACCAAAGGUAACAUGGGAACAUACCGUUGGAUGGCGCCAGAAAUGAUUAAGGAGAAGCCUUACACCAGAAAAGUUGAUGUUUAUAGUUUUGGGAUUGUGCUAUGGGAACUCACAACGGCCUUGCUGCCUUUUCAAGGAAUGACCCCUGUGCAGGCUGCAUUUGCUGUGGCGGAGAAGAAUGAAAGGCCUCCUCUACCAGCUAGUUGUCAACCGGCUCUUGCUCAUCUGAUAAAGCGGUGUUGGGCGGCGAACCCCUCAAAGAGGCCGGAUUUCAGUGACAUUGUGUCGGUUUUGGAGAAGUAUGAUGAGUGUGUGAAGGAGGGUCUUCCUCUUGCUCACCAUUCGAGCCUAGUCAGCCGAAAUGCCAUUAUUGAACGCUUGAAAGGUUGUGUAUCUAUGAGCUCUUCCAUACCUGUACAUGCCUAGCUGACUGACUCAACUAAAGAGGUAUUAUUAAUUUGUUACUCUAAUUAGUAUUAUUGUUGUUAAUUCAUGCUAAAAAAAAAAAGAAGAAAAGAAAAACGCUUGUCACGUUAGUAUAUUAAUUACUAAUCAGUUCAAUUUGUAAUUUGUACAUGCUUGAUCAUGCUCUUUCCAACUCUGUAAUGUAACUAUCCAUAGGUUUCUAAGGUUGGCAUUCUACCAGUGAGUAACCAAUCAUAUGCAAUGAUAUGGUUUUGAAAAAGAAAAAAAAAAUUAAAAAUAUGAGAAUAGAAGCAAAUGAAUUUAUUAUGCUUCUUUACUCACUAUGGAUACUGGUUUUGGCUUUGUCAAUGUAUAAUGUUACAACUAACUUUAAUACCCUUUACACAACAAGAUGGUUCUACUUUGGUUAA